This is a messenger RNA of Aspergillus nomiae NRRL 13137, 360 nucleotides long. RefSeq lists its product as uncharacterized. The record is from RefSeq and is a predicted model, not a curated record. The transcript has a single exon. Lineage: Eukaryota; Fungi; Ascomycota; Eurotiomycetes; Eurotiales; Aspergillaceae. Bases 1 to 360 code for a protein of 119 amino acids.
AUGAAGUUCCCCUCUCUCGCCAAGCUCGCAACCCUCGCAGGCCUUGCUUUCAACUCCUGCACGGUUAGCGCCUUGACCGUUGGAGAAGCGGUGGUGUUUCCCGGUUACCAAUGUGACUCCAAUGGCCAAGUACUCCAGUUCGAUCUGAGUGCAAAUCGCCAUGUGUUCACAAUCUCGGGAUCAGGCGGGGCUGUCUUGAAUUGGCUGAAUCCUGGGUGUUCGGUGUUUUUGUGCUUUGCCGGUUAUGGGUGUGGAGAUGGCCAAUCUGGCAUGCAGCAAUUGAAGCCGAAUACGUGCUUGUUUUCUAAGGCAGGAGACGAGUGGAGAGUGUGGGAUAAGAUGAUCUUCGCCUGUGAUUAG